AGUGUCAGUGACGGACACUGAACUGACACCGUGCCUUCAGUAGUCUUAGUCUCGGACGCGUGGUGGCCACACCAAUUGGACCAGUACAAGGCCAAUACGGAUACUGGAUUAACAAUUAUACACCAUCUUUCGGAACAAUACCCAGCUAACUCAGUGCAAUAUCAUCUCAAAUAACCCAAACAGCGUUCUUGAAUGCCAAAUAGCAUCUCUUUGGGUUCACCUUUUUUGUCUUCUCGCCCAUUAUCAAGACCAUCGUCGCGCACUUCGGUUCAGUCUGCGCGGGCGAUCAGUCCUUCCGUCCCCAUAGAUGAUUCAGUGGCCGUUCGAAACCAGGUAUCCUCGUUGAAACAUUCUAUUAGACAGAAGCAAGCCCAGUUACAUACCCUAGAAAACGUUAUCUUGCGCGGACCUCGACCACUUCCUCCUGGUUUUAUGUCUUCUCCCCCUCAUUCACCUGUAGAGGUUUUGGACAUAAGCUCUCCUCCAAGCUAUUGCUCUUCCCGUCCUCCAAGCUAUGACUCUUCUCCAAAAGUAAAGAGGCGGUCAAGCUUUGACGUUCUCCACGGACUUGCGGGCCCGGAAUCAAGUUUACCGCUCCCGAGACGAGAUGGUAAUGGGAUAGCAUCAAUGAAGCAAGACGGCAUUCGCGAAGGAAUUCCAAUGGAUUUUGGUCCUAGUUCAUCAACGCCAACUGCUUAUAAGCGAAUAUCGAGCCCAACGCGGACUCUUAGUCGCAUACCUAAGGCUUCAGUCGGCAAUGCUCGGGCAUUGGCCGAUGAAGGUUCAACUCCUCGCCGCCGGUCACCUUCAGUUCCUCCGAUAGAUGCCAACGCAGCCAAUUCUUCUUCUUCAACACUGAGUCCUUCGACACCAUCUCUUCAACCUCCUGCUUCGCCAAACCGACGUAUUUCUUUGACACCUGGGGGCACUACAAGAGUUCUGGCUGACCUACAGACAGGUGUUAGCAAUGCGAAACAUGCUCUUGAGAACACCAAAGGGCAACUAAGGGUGUCUCAAAGAACAGUCGCUCAGUUGACUAGACAAACAGAAGAUUUAAAGGAAAGUCGAGAGCGCCUGAGACUUGAGAAUGAAGGGCUAAAUAAUGUCGUUGCUCGAAAAGAGCGGCUUCUUCAAGAGUUACUCGAACGGGCCCGUAAAGCUGAAGCAGAGGCUGCUACCCUCAAAUCUCAGCUCAAAUCAGAAACGGCUACCUCGAAAAAAUCUUUACGAGAGAUGGAAACAGCUCUUGCAGAAUCUAGUGCUUUAUCUCAGAAAUGUGAACGAGAGUAUAUCACACUCCGAGAUAGCUUGAAAUCUAUGACAGAAAGCUGGAAAACAGAUACAGGUCGACUACGGGAAGAGAUGCGGAAAAGAGAGGAGAAAUCAAGGAAGGAGAUGGAAAGCGUUGGCAAAAAAUACAAACUAUUGCUGGAGGAAGUGAAAGCCGCGGAGACUGACCGAGAAACUAUUAAAAGCCUUCGCUCCGAGGAUGACACAGUAAGGAAACAGAUCGAGGACAGUUUUCGUCAGGAAAUUGGUCAGCUCAAGCAACAAGUGGAGAGCUUUUCACAAAAAAGUGAAAAAUCAAAUCGGACUGCGGAUCACUUGUCGGGUGAACUGGCACGCCUCCGAAGGCUCAUGCAGACCGCUGAUCAGUCUGCUCCACCACCAUCAGUCGAUGGGACAUAGGGGACACGCAUCGCUUUCAUUCAUAAUCACGCACUUGCCAUUUGAAUUUGGAUCCAUGAAAUCAUAGGUUCUAAGGACAGUAUUCAUAUCUAAGUCGAUGACUACAAAAACCUUUCUAUCGCUCAUUUAACUUGCACAUUUAUUUUCGCACCUUUCAUUUGCCCUGCUAGCAGUUCUGUCGUAUACCCGUGUCGCUCCUGAUAAUAAGCAAAUGUAUUUAUGUUACCGCUACCAUC
This is a messenger RNA of Serpula lacrymans var. lacrymans S7.9, 1925 nucleotides long. RefSeq lists its product as uncharacterized. NCBI's taxonomy places the organism in Eukaryota, Fungi, Basidiomycota, Agaricomycetes, Boletales, Serpulaceae. The transcript has 6 exons. The record is from RefSeq and is a predicted model, not a curated record. Bases 193 to 1689 code for a protein of 498 amino acids.